AUGGAGGAUCCAAGAUGGAGGAUGGUUCCUCUUCCAUUGUUGAUAAUAAAUGACGUCAUCGUGACGACACUACUAUUAUUAAAUAUUAUUUAAAUGUUAACAAAUUGGUUGAUUUUAUUUGACAGAAUACUAUUCAAGUAUUUUUCGAAUUAUGACUAUUUUGACGGGAAAUUUGAUUUUGAUAAUAUGACGUCAUAAUAACGUCAAUUACGUCAUUAAGUCAAUCAAGUUAUACGUAGAUGUUGGACAUAGUGAGUACAUUAUUUUAUGCAAUUUUGGUGCCAGUAUUAUGAGCGGUUUUAAAGGUAUAGGGGGAGGGCCUCCGGAUUCGCCCCCCCCCCGCCCGUCACAGGAGUUUUAAAAAAAAGCUAGGUCGGAUUAGGGUUAGCUUGUUUCCAGGACUUUUAUAUAGCAACUUGGCUUCCUAGUUAGACUAAUCCUCGCUUGGUGCCCAUCUGUCAGUACAGUGUAAACUUUUUCUUGUAGAGACCUGUCUUCAAAUGCCAUUACUGUGCUCCCUAACGGAUUGUUUGACCAACUUUCAGUUCUAACCAUACUGUAAGUAAUAACAAAGUCUUUCCACUGUCGUUUUUGUUUUUAAAUGAAUAACCUUUAGGGUGCGUUACAUAGCUCGAGUGUGAGGAUACUUCCUCCUUCGAUUUAUGCCAGUAUUUUAUUUGAUCAACGUUCCCCAGUCAACGUUGAAAAAAAGUUUUUGGGAGGCGGAAUAUUUAGUUCCAAACUGUACACCCCUAAUAGUUGUUUCAUUGAUCACUCGCAGGGAUUUGACCUCUAACGCUAUCUCUUCACUGCCUGAUGGAGUGUUUAAAGGAAUGACAAAUCUAUUUUACCUGUAUGUACUUGCAAAACGUAUUUGUCCAUCCAUCCACCCAUCCGGCCUUCCUUCCAUCCAUCCAUCCAUCCAUCUAUAGAGCGUUUUCACAUGACGUCACGACAGCCAUAUUGGUGUUCCAAAACAAUAAAACGGCGGCCAUGUUGGUGUUCCAAACCAAUCCUGUAGGAGUUGAACUCUUUUCUUAUGCAAACGCUUCCUUUUGUUUCAAUAAAUUUGCAUAGAUGCUGGUCACGUGAGUGAAAACGCUCUAUUCAUUGAGCCAUCCAUAUUCUUUCGUAUUAGAAAAAUGGUAUUAAUUUUGUUAAUUUCCUUUCAUUUUCCGUGAAGUAAAAAACAUUAACAACAAAAUUAAUUACACAAAUAAUUGAAAGAAGUUAGUGCUGACAUUCACAAAUUUUUUUAAGGAGCCAAUCGUUUAAAAAUUGUUUGGCGUCACAUUUUAGAGUUGUGUGACAAUUUUCUAUUGCAUAUUUUAAGAAAUGACGUAAGUUGCUAAAAAUCAUAUAUUAACAUUUUGGAUCAUAUUUAUGCUCUUUGAAUCUUUCUUAAUUGACCAUCUAAAUGCCAAUAUCGUGGGAAAAGAGCUUUCAAACACUAUUCUAUUCCUUUCUUGUGAUUAUGUUUAUCCAUUGCAACCAAUAACGUUAAAUUAUCCUUCAAAAUGACAAUACCUAUCUUUUAUUAAAUAGAUAUCUGAGGAACAAUAACAUAUCACGAAUAUCAGAGAAGACUUUUGAAUGGAACCGUAAUCUCUGGUAUCUGUAUGUACAAAUGACAAUCAACGUUUUCGCUAUAGUUGCCCUUAAGAUUUUAAACAGAUACCAGCUACUUCAGAACUGGUAGUCUUGAGGAUGUGUUAUCGAUGCUGUUAAUUACCUGUGUUUCUUAUGCUCGAAAAAGAAGAAAGAAACAUCUUUUCUCAUACUUAGAAUAUGACCAUCUAGCAUUCCCUGUCUUUGCGAGUCCAGUAGGAUGAAUUAAGAAAUAUUGAACUCGGUAUGCUAUCCUGAUACAACAUUUUUAUAAACUAUUUAAAAAAAAUACACCUGUAGUUUAUAACUCAAUCGAUCAAAUCAAAGACAGGUCAUGAAAUUUGAAAUCUGAAUGCUAAAUGCACCCUUACAUUCGAUUCCUGUACUCUUCAGGCACUCGCCAUUUUUUAGCUGUGUCAUCUAAAGAAUUAAAAGUGACAUAGAACUGAUCCUUGUUACAAAAGGAAAAAGAAUUCAAAAAUGUUUUAUUUUACAGCCAUGUUACAACAUUCUAUACUUUUGCUGAAAAUAUCUCUACCAAAACGUCGUAUCUGGCAACUAUAGCAACGACACGUCACAACACUUCUGAAUGGACGUCAAAACUUAUAUAGCUCAGGGCCGUAAUUAACAUGCAUACAUGUAGCAAUCCUGUACUUUUUCGUUUAGCCGAGCGAAAACAGCGCAGGAGACGGGUGAGGGCAUGCAUUGAAAAGGAGCAAACAUUGUUGGCGGGGAAAGGGUGGGGAAAGGAAAGGAAAGUGCAUCCUGUUCGUUAACAAACGGCUUUCGAUAAAAUGUUUGGGCGCAAUGGCAGGCGUUUCCUUUCCUCUCCUGCCCCCCUCCUCCUCACUCCUACCUUUUUGUUCGCCCGCGCACGUCUCCUACGCUUAUCCUGUUUUGUUAAAUAGAAACGUAAACGACUGCUACACAGGCUAGGUCGUUAUACACUUGGUUACUUCCCCAAGCUGUAAGCUAUCUUUUGUUCAAUUACAUAAAUAUUAUCACUGUUUUAGAAUUAUAAGUGCUAAUGGCUUGGAGAUGAUUCCACGUCGAGCCUUUAAUCUGGUUUAUCCAGCUCGUUCUCAGAUUGACUAUUCUUUUGUGUCCUCCGUUAUGUGAGUAAAACAUUUAAUUAAAGCGGUCAUGCGACCUACAUUCUGCCAUAUACUUAAAACACACGAAACACAUAAUUUCUUUGCGUGUUAUGAUUAUUUCAGUUUUUAAAAAAUAUAUAUGCAUUAUUUUUUUAAAGAAAAUAUACUCUAGAGUGGUCAGCUUCUAGCCUGUACACACACGUUGUUUUAUUUUUCUUUUCGUUCUUUUCGAAACGAUCAAAAAAUCUCCCGCGCUUUUAAUUUUAUUUUUUAUAACGCGUGCUCGACGGACUUUGAAGAGAAAAUAGAGGGCCUGCGAACAGGCUAGUCAGCUUCUUAUGAACAUUUUACUUGAGACAGGCAAUAAACCUUAAAUAAUUUCUUGCAAGAAAUCCACAAAUCUACUUCCUCCAAAUUUGCUGAUAAAAGAGUUUCCAUUAAUUUUUAGCAUAAUAUAUAGUGACCAAUCAUGACGUAAUGCUGAACAUAUUAGGUCGACGAGUCACGUGAACUAUUUUUAAAUGUUCUGUUUAACAUUCUAUUUUAGCGUCGCGGACCUGUCUUCAAAAAAGAAAGAAAAGCGGUCGUCGCCUCACGUGAAUAUUACUCAAGAAACCACUAAGGGUUAAUUAUUACAAUAUCAAACGUCAUGCAAUGCAGCUAAAAGAAGGGAGUAAGAUAAUCAUGGGGUGAAAGAGAAACAAUUACAACUACAAUUAAAUGAAGUGAAUUCCUGCAGCACCAUAUCCUUUAUUUCAACACGAACUAAAAAUCUUAAAGCACUAUGCUUGUGGGGUCGUGUAAGAUAAGUUACAAUGUAGAACUGAAAUAACUAAUUUUCAACUACAGUGGGACCCCGUUAAUACGGUCACCUGAUGGGCCAAAAAGUCUGGCCGUACGGGUGACCGUAUUAACGAGGGUUUUUUUUUUUACAAGAAAAUGUAUGGUCGUUUUGCCUGGCGGCGAAAAACAAUGGCCGCAAUAACGAGGUGACGGUAUUAUCGAGGUGGCUGUAAGGCGGGGUUCCACUGUACAAUAAAUCUCUAAAAAAUCUUCGACAACAGUUAGGAAAAUUAAACUUAAACACAAAGGCAAACAAAAAGUCGAGGCAAAGCGUGGGCAUCGUCUGGACUGACUCUGGAACUAAUUUACUAAUCAUAUUAAUUUUCUUCCUUUUCUCACUAAAUUAUCCCUGUAGGAUGUUUUCAGAUAAUCCCAUCCGGGCAAUCGAGCCAGAAGCAUUCAACAUUAGCUUCCCUGACGAUAAGCCAAUGGCAAUGUAAGAUAUCAGCUUCUGAUUGCGUGGACUAUAAAAACCUACACGUGUUACCUGGUCGUUAGACGAAGCAUGAAUACCGUUUUUCGUAUGAACAUCAUUAUAUGUUUUUUCUUACCAGAUAUUUGCUUCGCACGAAGAUAAAAACAGUGAGCUUAGAUUCUUUCGUCGGUCUCAGUGGACUCGAUUCCAUACUGUAACGUAUUUUUUAAAGUAUUUAAUAUACGGUGAUGCAUUGUAGAACUACCAGAAAAUUACUGUUAUUUUUUAAAGAAAAUAGAAAAAAAUAAAUGACAACUAUUGUCAUCACAAUUACAAUUGACAGUGGUCAAAAACGACUGCGUGAAAAUACUGGCAUUCUUACCUACAUUGGUCUAAUGAUUUCCCUGAUUUCCCUCUAGUCAGCAGUUCUUUGCCUUAUAUUUGCCCCCAGCAAAUUUGAUCUGAAUCUAUGUCAUAUCAAUUGCAAAAACAUAUUUUCUGGUUUACACUUUUGAAUGUUAUUGCUAUCUUGGGCAAAAGCGAAGAGUAUAUACCUUCCUUUCUAUGGUUGCUCUAAACUGGGGGACGAACAAUAGCUAAAAAUGAAACGGUCGUUUUAACUUAAAUUUUAUAUUUUCAAGAUCUUAAAAUUUACCUUAGCCCUUUUUUUCAUCUCCCUUAUUUCAGGUAUCAAUUUGUUUCAUUUCUGAUCUUUUCAGGUUAAUGGAUAAUAGAAUACUUCGAACUCUGAAAUAUUCAGUUAACAACGAGAUUCGCUGCACAAUUUAUCUGUCAGUAUAACAAACACUUAUAAGCAAAUGUUUUUAAUCUUGAGGAAAUUUGAAAAUGGCCAAAGCAAGACUCUCCUUCACGCUUGUGUGUAGUAAGUCAUUUAGAUGAAACUACUCACGAUGGACACAAAUGACGUCAGAGCUUAAUAAUCCUUGUAUUUUAAAAUUAUUUUAUCGUGUCAUGCUCUUUAAAAAUUAUUUAUUUGAUGUAUCAUAAGUUAAAAUUGAAAUUUUGCUGUCAAACUUGUGACGUCAUUUUUCCGCCAAAAACCGUUAAAACUGAAAAAUAAAAAGCAUACCAUUGUUUGUCUUUAGACGAGGCUGUUAAGUUACUAAGUUUUACUUAACAUUAAAGUCGGAAAGUUGAAACGAUUCAAGAAAGUUUCAAGUGACUUGAAAAAGGAAAGGCGAAGCAUGUCAAUCAAUCUUAAUUAUGUUGCGUGGGAAAAUAGGCUUAAGUAAACCUGAAGUAAAAAAGAUAGGUUGUGUGUGAAGCUUUCUUUUACUUGAAGAAUUUAACAUUUACUUGUCUUGAAAUAUUUCUUAGCUUAUUUUGUCUCUAGUGUAAAGACUACCAUUGUUUUGAAUACAGAUUUCUUUCAUCUAGCAUAGUUUUGAACAGAAGGAUUCACAACUUUUGCUGUCUUGAUUUUUUCUUUUCUUUUCUUGUAACAUUGUUUUUAGAAAUCCAUACUUGUCUGAAACAGAGUCUAUCGCUGUGCCUCUUCCCAAAUCUCAAAAUGGAAAAGUCUGGAUUUCUGCUCUAGAGGCAUCGGGAUUCACACGAACACCAGAACAAAAUGAAGACUUUUGGUUUUUCCUUCCGUGCCCGGUGGGAACAUUUUCCAACUCUUCUUCUCAAGGUUCGGAAGGAUGCAUAUCAUGCCCUCCAGGUAUUGUAUAGUUUUGCAUUAUUAUUGUUCCUCCGCGCAUCUGGAUAAGAAGUCUUUUGAUCGCCAAAAAAAAAGAAGCUUCUCCAACAACAUUGUUUUAGUUUAUUAAGCCCCUCUUUUGUGUUGCAUUGGUCCUCCUGGCAUAACGACUUGAUGAUUCUUGAGCCACUCAUACUGUGUCCCUUAUUUUGCUGUUUAGGAGGGUUUUACUGUGACGAUGUAGGCUAUGUGGGAACGACUGGUAAGAAAUGCCCAAAUGGUUCCUUCGUAGCGUAUGAUAAAGCACCUGGGACACAAGUGCAAGAUUGUAAGACCUGUCCUUUAGGUAAAUAACAAUUAAUAUAACUGACUGAGCAAUAUUUGCUCAUAGUUUCUUUUCUUUUCUUCGUUGACCAUUUGGAGUGAAUAAGGUAUUGUUAUUUACUCGCUCAGAAAAAAAAAAGCAAACACCAUCGCGAAAAAAGUUGGGUAUCAAGUGUUUUGGUAAGGACAUACUGGUCAUUUAAGAAGCUAGUAUCGAACCCUCAAAAACGUCUUUCUUCCAACCUUCAGAAUUCAGAUUCAUUGAAACUGCUUAAAUUUAGCUUCGUUUUUCAGACCUCACCACAGUGUCUGGCUUAUUCGUAUAUCAUAAUGUAGUUCGGACUCGAUGAAAUUUCAGUGUACUAGUUUUAUAGUUUGUUUUUUUUGGUUGAUUGUCUCUUAUUCAAAAUCUUGAAUGUUUCUUAAUCAUUCAUAGGUACAGACAGUGAUCUGUUUGCUGGACUGCGUGCUUGUUCAUGCUUGAAAGGUUAUUAUCGGACUGAUAUGUUUGGCAAAUGUCAAAAAUGUGGAAAUGGUCUUGAAUGCCAGAAUGAGUUUGCCACUUUAAAAUCUGGUUACUGGUGGAAAUGGAGAAACAAUACUCACAAAGAUAAGUACCAAAGUUUUAUAGACAAUCUCUUGUCAUCUUCGCCGGCCUUGGACAAAGAGAAGGUGCAAUAUUCACUUCCUUUGCCAACUCCAUACAAGUGCCCAGAGGAAAAGUCUUGUAAAGGUGGCAUGGAUUCCACUUGCGAAGAUGGAUACAAAGGCCCACUUUGUAGUGUAUGUACAAAAGGACACUAUAAGAAGUUACACCAGUGUCAAGAAUGUCCAUCUAAGAAGUUGAUAGCAGCACAGCUGUUUGCCAUUGCUGCUAUUUUGUUGAUAAUCAUCGCAGCUUGUGUUUGGAAAACCAACAGGAAUGGCCAGGAGAGCGAAGUAAAAACCUCUCUAAUAGAUAUCUUCUUAUCCAAAAUUAAGAUCGUAAUUGGGUUUUAUCAAGUCACCUACGGUUUGCUUGAAGCUUUUUCGUACAUCGAAUGGCCAGAGUCCAUACGGGUCAUCAGCAAGUAUUCAGAAAUACUUCAGUUCAACAUACUUGAGAUGGCACCAGUUCACUGUGUUAUCACCGGACUGCGGGCAGAUGCAUUCGCUAAUUUGUUUUCAGUAAUGUUAAUAAAUGCUACAGUUACUGUGUUCGCGGGCGUCGCCAUCAGCGUGUGUAAAGUGAUUAGUUUGAAUAAAAGUAUCUUGGAAGACGAGCAGAAGUCAAAGAAAAUCUCGAAUCUCAAAGAAGCAUUUUAUAAGAAUUUGUUUUUCCUUUUGUACGUAACUUACCUCAGCACGUGCUCUAAGACAGCAACUGUCUUGCCGAUUGCCUGCCGAGAACUUUGUGAAGACGAAAAAGAAGGGUUUUGCUUGAAGUACUUGAAAGCAGAUUAUAGCAUACAGUGUUUUGAUAACCGGUACAACAAAUUCAUAAUAAUUGCCUAUAUUUCGGUCGCCUACAUUUUUGCCCUUCCCACAACCGCAUUCAUCUUUCUCUGGAGAAAACGAAGAGCAAAACAAUCGCUAACAUAUGCCGAUCAAGGAUUAAGCGACGAAAUGAUGAAGGGAAUGCAAUUUCUUUACGAAAACUACAAUAGUGCAUCUUGGUAUUGGGAAAUAAUAGAAAUGUCUCGUAAAGUAAUCGUCACAUCUGGCCUGAUCCUCGUGGGACAAGAAAGCAGAUCCUACAUUGGCCUGGCAUGGGUCAUUGCUGGUAUGUACGGAAUCAUGUUUGCCUGGAAUCGCCCUAUACAAGACGCAUUUGACAACCUAUUGAUGACAGCAUCCAUUGGUGUUACUGUUUUCAAUUUGGGUGUUGGGAGUAUCAGCAAAAUUCCCGCAGAGAACCUGCCUGCAGCGGCGGAAUCGUACGUGGAAACCGUUAUGUUCAAUAUAUUGGUUCUGGCAGCGAACACGUUGGUGAUUGGGCUGCUAGCUUGUAAGAAAAUUAUGUUGUUGAAAAGAACUUUGAUCUAGCUAGAGCUCUUGAGACCAAUUCCAUUCAAAAUAUAGCGACCACAACCUAUCUUAAUUUGUUUUAAAUACAUCCAAAACGCAUGCUACCCUAGGACUAAAUGUAGUUGAACAGUUGCAGCUACUUCGACGGCAUCCAAAGAAAUAUCUGUACUUGUGACGACUUAGUCAAGAGGGAAACUAGAAUAAGAAACUAGUUACUUAUUGUGCUCUUCUUUUCUCAGUUCAGUACAUAUGGCACCUUUAUGAGUAUAUCAUGGAAUGGCGAAAAAACCCACAGUGGUCGUUUUCAUGCUGCUUGGCCCUGAUUCUUCCUCUUGUCGGUUUGCCAGGAGAUAUAAGUGGAUUUGAAAGCUCAAAUACAAUAGAUAACCAGCUAGAAAUCGGAGAAAUGGAAAUUUCUACUACAUCUGACGCCGACCAAGAUGACACUCUUGGGGAAAGGAAACAAAGUAAUGGUGACCUGAAGGCGGCCCAAGGUGACAGCACUUUCAGCGUCUGGUCCCAAGCUGAGGAUAAAAGAACGUCCGGCGCAGAUCAAGGAAGUGGAUCCAUUAAUGUCCGGGCGGGCGAGAACAAACAAGGUGGUGAUAACGAUGGAAAUAAUGGCUACCAUGUGGUGGAUAAACUUAACGAUGAAAAAGAGGAAAAAAGCUCCAUUGCCACUUCUGUGAGAUGUAGGUCCAACAAAUGCCAUCAAGGAACACAGACGGUGUUUGCGCGACUGUGGAGCAUAAGCCAGUAA
This is a messenger RNA of Porites lobata, 8714 nucleotides long. The record is from the annotation of a GenBank genome assembly. NCBI's taxonomy places the organism in Eukaryota, Metazoa, Cnidaria, Anthozoa, Scleractinia, Poritidae.